CUGAUUGACAGUAAUGGCGACGCGUUCGUCUUGAGUUGCGCCCUACGAAACAUCCCAUAAGAACGCCUUUUCAUCAUUUAUAUUACACUUUUACCUGGGAUUUAAGCUUUAUAUUAAGGAUACCUUACAGAAAUGUUCACCUAAUUCUUUUCGGAGGCAAAGAAAUCUCAAGUUCUGCUGGUGGAAUUCUUAGGAAAGCACUAACAAAGGUCUCCCCAUCUGAGGCGAUGUGGCUGCUGUUUACAUACGUGUGCGUGCAUUUGUUUCGGGCGUGAGGAGCUGCGAUAAGUUGACCAACUGCCAUUUUUCAGGAAUUCUGUUUUUAUUCGUUAUAACCCGGGACGCUGUGGUUUUAUAUUCCUGCAUUGGGAGCUGAGCUGCUUCUUUGCAGGCGCUUUUAACGGAGAGCGGUUCGCGCAGACAUCAAUCGUGUCACGCGAAGUUGGACCAUCUGUUGAGCGUCUCGCGACGGCACUGGAAAGGUCGCUGGCCAUUAAAAAAAAAAAAGUAUUUGCAGAAUUUUUGACAAAGUCGGGUAACUACUCUCAACUUAAGGAAGGUUAGCUUUAGCUGGUUAGCUCAAACUGGCUAAUUGGCCUCAGCUAAGCGGACCGAUAGACUGAAAUUGACCCCGCUUUGCCAAAUUAACCACAACAUUGUAUGCAAUGCAAAAUUUAAGUAUGAAGCUAACUUAAGUUUGUAAGCCAUAUUUCACUUAAACGCCUCACAUGUUAUUGUUUGCUAACUCGCUUGUUACUGAGGCUUGAAUAGCUUUCAGACUGUUUUGAAUAGAUCCCUGUUUUCUUGUCCAUACCGCUAAGUUAUCCUUUCCGGCCAUUGACCCAGAUGCAAGAAGGGGCGAAUCAUUGAAUUUCAAAUCUUACAUUUUUGAGCUGGCUCAACGGCUAGCUAAAUUCAUCUUCAUCGCAAUACUUGCUCGUAAAUGACGACCGGUAGGAAUAACAGAGUCAUGAUGGAAGGAGUGGGUGCUCGAGUGAUCCGGGGGCCUGACUGGAAGUGGGGUAAACAGGACGGAGGAGAGGGGCACGUCGGCACAGUGAGGAGUUUUGAGAGCCCGGAGGAGGUGGUUGUGGUGUGGGAUAACGGCACCGCCGCCAAUUACCGCUGCUCCGGAGCUUAUGACGUGAGGAUUUUAGAUAGUGCGCCCACAGGAAUCAAGCAUGAUGGCACCAUGUGUGACACCUGUCGGCAGCAGCCCAUCAUUGGGAUCCGUUGGAAAUGCGCAGAGUGCACCAACUAUGACCUCUGUACCACCUGUUACCAUGGUGACAAGCAUCACCUGCGCCAUAGGUUCUAUCGCAUCACGACGCCUGGCAGUGAGAGAGUUCUUUUAGAAUCUCGUCGCAAGUCAAAGAAGAUCACCGCCCGGGGAAUCUUUGCAGGAGGACGGGUGGUGCGGGGAGUGGACUGGCAGUGGGAAGAUCAGGAUGGCGGGAAUGGCAGAAGAGGGAAGGUAACAGAGAUUCAGGAUUGGAGUGCUGCCAGCCCCCACAGCGCAGCCUACGUCCUCUGGGACAAUGGGGCCAAGAACCUCUACCGAGUGGGAUUUGAGGGCAUGUCUGAUUUGAAAUGUGUGCAAGAUGCCAAAGGAGGCGCUUUUUACAGAGACCAUUGUCCAGUGUUGGGUGAACAGAAUGGCAACAGGAACCCAGGAGGCCUGCAGAUCGGAGACUUAGUCAACAUUGAUCUGGACCUAGAGAUCGUUCAGUCGCUGCAGCAUGGUCACGGAGGCUGGACUGAUGGAAUGUUUGAAACGCUCACCACUACAGGCACCGUGUGUGGCAUUGAUGAAGACCAUGACAUUGUGGUUCAGUAUCCUAGCGGAAACAGGUGGACGUUUAACCCAGCAGUACUUACCAAGGCAAAUGUGGUGCGUAGUGGAGAAAUAGCAGCCGGUGCAGAGGGAGGCAGCUCUCAGUUUUUGGUGGGAGACCUGGUCCAGAUCUGUUAUGACAUCGACCGAAUCAAAUUGCUCCAGAGAGGUCAUGGAGAAUGGGCGGAAGCUAUGCUGCCAACCCUUGGGAAGGUGGGCAGAGUGCAGCAGAUCUACUCUGACAGUGACCUAAAAGUAGAGGUGUGCGGGACAUCCUGGACGUACAAUCCAGCCGCUGUCACUAAAGUGGCUCCUGCUGGCUCUGCUGUUACCAAUGCCUCUGGAGAGCGUCUGUCUCAGCUCCUCAAGAAGCUCUUUGAGACACAGGAGUCUGGAGACAUAAAUGAAGAGCUGGUGAAGGCCGCGGCCAAUGGUGACUUGGCCAAAGUGGAGGACAUUCUGAAGAGACCAGAUGUAGACGUGAAUGGGCAGUGUGCAGGACACACUGCCAUGCAGGCGGCCAGCCAGAAUGGCCAUGUGGACGUCCUCAAACUGCUGCUGAAACAUAAUGUAGACCUGGAGGCUGAGGAUAAGGAUGGAGACCGAGCUGUCCAUCAUGCAGCUUUCGGGGACGAGGGCUCUGUCAUUGAGGUGCUGCAUCGAGGCGGGGCUGACCUGAAUGCCAGAAACAAGCGCAGACAGACACCCCUGCACAUCGCUGUCAACAAGGGCCACCUACAGGUGGUGAAGACGUUACUCGACUUUGGCUGCCACCCCAGUUUGCAGGACUCAGAGGGAGACACACCUCUGCAUGAUGCCAUCAGCAAGAAGAGGGAUGACAUGCUUUCUGUGCUCCUGGAAGCAGGUGCUGAUGUCACCAUUACCAACAAUAACGGCUUCAACGCGCUUCACCAUGCAGCUCUGCGGGGGAACCCCAGUGCAAUGCGUGUGCUGUUGUCCAAACUGCCACGGCCAUGGAUAGUGGAUGAGAAGAAGGAUGACGGUUACACUGCGCUUCACCUGGCUGCCCUCAACAACCAUGUGGAGGUGGCCGAGCUCCUGGUCCAUCAGGGAAAUGCCAAUUUGGAUAUACAGAACGUUAACCAGCAGACGGCAUUGCACCUUGCCGUCGAGCGUCAGCACACUCAGAUAGUGCGACUGUUGGUGCGAGCCGAGGCCAAGUUGGACGUGCAAGACAAGGACAGAGACACGCCACUUCAUGAGGCCCUGCGUCACCACACACUAUCUCAGCUGCGCCAACUUCAGGACAUGCAGGAUGUCAGCAAAGUGGAACCCUGGGAGCCCUCUAAAAACACAUUAAUCAUGGGACUGGGCACUCAAGGGGCUGAGAAGAAGAGUGCUGCAUCUAUUGCUUGCUUCCUGGCAGCCAACGGUGCUGACCUCACCAUCCGUAACAAGAAGGGUCAGUCUCCUCUGGACCUGUGCCCUGACCCCAGCCUUUGCAAGGCCCUGGCUAAGUGCCAUAAAGAGAAAACCAGUGGGCAGGUUGGCUCUCAUAGCCCGUCUCUGAACAGUAAUAAUGAGACUCUGGAAGAAUGCAUGGUGUGCUCGGACAUGAAGAGGGACACACUGUUUGGCCCCUGUGGGCAUAUCGCCACCUGCUCUCUCUGCUCGCCCCGUGUCAAAAAGUGUCUCAUUUGCAAGGAACAGGUCCAGUCCAGAACCAAAAUUGAGGAGUGUGUAGUGUGCUCUGAUAAGAAAGCAGCCGUGCUCUUCCAGCCCUGUGGUCACAUGUGUGCCUGUGAGAACUGUGCCAGCUUAAUGAAAAAGUGUGUGCAGUGUCGGGCCGUAGUGGAGCGUCGCACUCCCUUCGUAUUGUGCUGUGGAGGGAAAGGUAUGGAGGAUGCCACUGAUGAUGAGGACCUUAAAUGUGCCACAGGCCAGGCUGGACUAGCCCCCAAGCCAACAGCAGGGGUGCAUACAUUACAUAACACUUUGACUGGUUGCUUCUCAGCAGGGAGCUCUAACUCAAUGGCAGGGGGGUCGCAGGAUCUUCUCCAGCCCAACAAUCUGGCACUAAGUUGGUCCAGUGGAAAUAUCCCAGCCCUGCAGAGGGACAAAGACAACACUAAUGUUAACGCAGAUGUACAAAAACUGCAGCAACAGCUGCAGGAUAUCAAAGAGCAGACAAUGUGCCCCGUGUGUUUGGAUCGACUGAAGAAUAUGAUCUUCAUGUGUGGCCAUGGCACCUGUCAGCUCUGUGGAGACAGAAUGAGUGAGUGCCCCAUCUGCCGCAAGGCCAUCGAGCGUCGGAUCCUGCUUUACUAGAGAACUUGGUCUCAACUGGGGCCUUGACAAACCUCCUUGCUUUUCAGCCACAGAGUGCUGCUGCUCUCAUAAGCACCAUUUCUGUACCUGCAAGGCUCUCUGUGUCUCACACUGAGCUAAGAGUCAUCAGUGUUACAUCAUCAGUUUUGUCUUAAAGCAUCUGAAAUCCUUAAAUUCAACAGCUUUAGGCUCAUUUUUGUCUGGAAAAUGUAGUAACUUCAGUUUUCUGUGUGCUUUAAUUAUGCUCAAUGCAGUGAGGAAUAAACUUGCUUUUAUUCCUCCUCCUUGUCCUGUACAUGCAAAUGUUCACUUCUUUUCUGAAUGUGUGUUUGUGAGAAGCUUAGCAGCACCUACAAAGGGGCGGCCUUUCUGUAAGGCAUGAACAGAGUCUGCUAACUUCUCAUUUUAUCAUUGUAUUAUGCUUGUAUAUCCUGAUGCAAACAAUUGUAACUACAGUAUCAGUGUAGGUCAUGAUACAUCAUGGUGAUGGUGUAGGGCAUGACUGAACUCUAAACUCUGCCUUAGUCUGACUGAAAAUAUUGAUAUUAUGGCAAUUCAUUUAAAAAUAAAAUUUCGAGUGACCUAGCAUUCAGUUCCAAAUCAUGUGUAAAUGUGAAGUAUUUUCAUUUACAGACAAAAAAGAAGUUUGUCCUGACCAAACAAGACAGUGAAAUACACACAACUUGAUGUGAAUGUUCAAAUCUACAGCAACUGUACUGUUAGAAUAAUAAUAUUGCAUGUUCCUCACUCAAAAUGCCAGCUGUACUACAGUAUAUACAUAGAGUAUUAUUGUCACAUCCUUGGUGGAAGUGAAGGUGGACUGUCACAAGAUCAGUGCUGGUGGCUGCAUGCUUUUCAUGCAAAUGAUCCCUGUUGUCUUCAAACAAAUAUUAAAUUGCUUAACAAACAUCAUUUAUUGGAUUGUUCUCCAGCAGUCCCACUUUAUGCACCAAGUUUUCUUGCCAGAGAUUUAGUCCAAAUAAGGACACAUUUUGAUGAAAACUGACGGUUUUGUGACAUUGUUUAAAAAAAUGUGAAAAAUGUCAUUACAUUUUGGGAAUAAGGUGCUCUUUAUCUUUGUCUUUAUUGGUUCAUUCAUGCAUUUUUCUUCUUUUUCACCUAAAGUUGAACAAGCUGGAAUAUACUAUCUAAUAAAUCCCAUAAGCUGUAAUUGUUAUAGGGUUCUUACCUUAACUGGGCCACAAAAAAGCCUGACAAAAAAACAUUUGUAGCUGAGGACUCUUAAAGUAUUUUGUUCACCAAUUUGGCAUCUUUGUGUGCUUGUUGUCAAGAUGUAUUUUAAAGACCUGUAUCUCAUUGCUUUUUCAUGUGGCCCGUUCCAAUAUUUUCAUCAUGGUGCGAGAGGUCUAAAGUUACGUCUGCAGCUUGAUGGCAUGUUUCAUUUCAGUGUGACUCGCCAUUGCAAAGCAGACAUUUUUUACUGGAAGCGAAAGUAGUUUCAUACUUUACCUUUUAAAGAUUUGUCCUUUUCAAUGAUCACUUUAACACUAAAAGCUAGAUGCACUAAUAUACCUUAAUGGUAGUAUUGUACUGUCAUGGUUACUCAAACUCUGUUUUGUACCUUAUUUUCAGAACACAAAGCAACUUGCUCCGGUUAAAUAAAAAAAACGAUGCUUUUUUUUGUUUUGUUUUUUGUUGAAUGAAUUGUUUGAUGUAUGCUGUACAACAUUUAUCAUAGGAGACAUUCUUUUUGCCCUGUAUUGCAAUUUACUUUUUGAAAAUGCAUUGCCGAAUAAAGAUUUAAUGACAUUGAGCAUA
Myxocyprinus asiaticus (Chinese sucker) is the source of this 5902-nucleotide messenger RNA. Its product is annotated as E3 ubiquitin-protein ligase mib1. Gene Ontology annotation, cellular component: cytoplasm. The record is from RefSeq and is a predicted model, not a curated record. The transcript is spliced from 22 exons. Lineage: Eukaryota; Metazoa; Chordata; Actinopteri; Cypriniformes; Catostomidae. Gene Ontology annotation, molecular function: ubiquitin-protein transferase activity; zinc ion binding; protein binding. Gene Ontology annotation, biological process: protein ubiquitination. Bases 944 to 4123 code for a protein of 1059 amino acids.